Molecule: messenger RNA, 2301 nt
Organism: Salvelinus namaycush (lake trout)
Lineage: Eukaryota; Metazoa; Chordata; Actinopteri; Salmoniformes; Salmonidae
Product: protein asteroid homolog 1-like
Exons: 4
Coding region: 28-2124 (698 amino acids)
Molecular function (GO): nuclease activity
Source: RefSeq, a predicted model, not a curated record
GACAUCACAUCCCAGACAGAGCACACCAUGGGCGUCCAGGGAUUGACCAGCUUCAUGGAGGAGAAUGGAAACAUUUUAAAAGAUGUUCACCUCAGAAACAGCAAGCUGAUCAUAGAUGGUAGUAAUCUGUUCAAUUUGCUUUAUUUUAACUCACGUUUGGAUCAGAGUCAUGGAGGGGAUUAUGAUGCUUUUGAGGACCAGGUCUGCAAGUUCUUUAAGGCUCUGAGAGACUGCGACAUUGACCCUUUUGUGAUUGUAGAUGGGGGCUCCGACUACACCGACAAGAAGUUUGAAACUCUCAAAAACCGAGCUCAAUCAAGGAUCAAGACUGCCAACGACUUGUCCAUGGGGCUUCAUGGGAGCGGUGGUGUACUACCAACCCUCAUCAAACAUGUCUUCAAACAGAUCCUCAUCAGCCUGAAUGUGCAGUUCGCAAAGUGCAUUUGUGAGGCAGACCAAGAAAUAGCUUCCCUGGCUCGAAGUUGGAACUGUCCAGUGCUGUCCAAUGACAGUGACUUUUAUAUCUUUGACAUCCAGGCAGGAUUUCUGCCCACAUCCCAUUUUCACUGGCAGAAAGUGUCUAUGGACCGCAGGAGCUCACAAAGACACAUCCCCUGCAAGCACUACACCACAACAAGCUUCUGCAGACACUUCAACAUCAACAGAGAGGUUCUCCCAGUCUUUGCCUCCGUGGCAGGAAAUGACUACGUCAAGUUGCAUAACAUGGGUGUUUCCCUCAGGUGGGAAGAAUACUCGUCAAUUGUUGGAAGGUUUGCCCGCUUCGACGGCUUGCUGAAUUGGCUGACCCACUUCCAGGGGCAGGAGGAGGCCUUGGACUCCGUGCUCAGGCUCAUCAGUCAUAGUAACAACAGACAGAAAACGGAUGCUGCCCUCCAGGGCCUCUCCCUGGGCAUAGAAGAGUACCAUCUUCCCCCUAGUUGCCUGGAGCGGUUCUUCAAUGAUGGAGUGGGACCAGGCCUCGGCCGUCUCCCAGAGCCUCUGAGGGUCCUUCCAGACUGGACCCUGCUGCCGUUGAUGAAAGGUAGACUUCCCUCCUGCAUGGUAGACGUGCUGCUGCUGGGGAGGGUGAUGCACGGUGCCCAGGUGGAAGAUCCCCGCUUGCCAUGUGGGAACAACACCUCUCGACCAGUACGACAGGUACUCUACGGGCUGCUGCUGAGUGGGAGGAGGGCAGACCACAGCAGUCAGAGACCCCCAGUGGAUGACGUGGAGGAGUAUUACAGGGAAGGCAAGAGCCUGACCAGCUGCAUGGUUGAAGCCGUCCUGCCCAAGGCUGCAGAACAGAUGCAGCUAGACACUCUGGAUCAGGCUCCAAGGUCAGUACAGCUUGAGGUGUUUUUGGAGACCCUUGGUGUGUCCCAGUCCACUUUGAGCGGUGUCCCCCCUCAUCUGCGUCUUCCUGUGGCUGUCACCUGCUACUGGCUGAGGCACGCCCAUCCCCCCCCAGAACUGCCUGUCCUGCAGGCCCUGCUACUAGGAUUGGUGUACGGAGAGCUCUGCAGACAGAGAAAGAGCCAAAGAGGGUUUAUGGAGGGGCCAGUGUUGGAGAGGCUGAGAGGGCUGAUUCAGAGAGGUAGAAGGAGCCUAGACCUGGGUGUGGCCCACGCCUACAGCCAGUGGCAGUGCUGCCUGAAAGAAAGCCUUGACCUGAACCAACUGCUGUGCUUCCCUCUAGCCGAGCCUCAGUGUGCCUGGCUGUACAAGGGCACUCUGGUGCACCAGCUUGUGACCAAACUGAGAGGGGGGUUAACCCCGGAUUCUCUCCUGAUUGGAGGCCCUUGCUCUGGGCAGCUGUAUAGGGCCAUGCUGGGAGCCAUACUCAACUCCCAUGAUGCUGCUGUCAUCCCCUUGGUGUCUGGGCAGCAGAGGGCCACACCUCCAUCCUUGACACAGCCACUGGACGACCUGACGGCCCAUCUACACAUUCUGGCUCUGGAAUAUGAUGAUGAUGAUGGUGCUGGAGGUGGGAGCAAGGCCAAGUCAGAGGACGAUCUGGGUUGGACUUUGGUCUCAGUGCGGACCCGGCACAAGAGCAAGGACAGAUUCAACCGAGCUAGGAAUCCAGAAUUCUCCCGGAAGCAGGAGCGGAUCGGCUGGGAAUAGAGAGGGACCAUUAUAUAACUGUUUAGUUAUAGAGACUUUCUGCUCAACUCUUUAAUCUUUCUAUUGUUCUUAUGUGUACCUUUUAUGACUUAAUUUACAUUUUAUUAGCAUGAAGUAUAAUAUAAGUUAUGAUAAGUUUCACUUUGUUUUAUUUUGGUCUUUGAAAAUAGCUAUUUA